ACAAUAUAGUGACCCGGUGUGACUACCCUUUUAAAUGGGUCAUCGAUCCUUGACUGUUAAUGCCAGCUUCACCUAGAUACAUGACCCUCAGUGAAUCAACUUUGCAGUCUAUCAAUAGUGAGACAUAAUGUAUAUAUAUAUAUAUUUUUUUUUUAUUGUCACAUACACCGGAUAAGUGCAGUAAAAUGUGUUGUUUUCCAGGGUCAGCCAUGGUUGUACGGCACCCCUGGAGCAAAUUAGGGUUAAGUGCCUUGCUCAAGGGCACAUUGACAGAUUUUUCACCUUGUCGGCUCGGGUAUUCAAACCAGCGACUUUUCAGAUACUGGCCCAACGCUCUAACCGCUAGGUUACCCGCUGCUCUGUAGAUAUAAAAGGCUACCAAGAUCAUUCUGGUUGUGUGUAGACUACUCUUUUUAACUACUCGGCAUAGUCGUUCUUAAAUUAACUCUCUGCAGUCAUUUUGGUUCCUCAUUAUCCUACAAGAUGUCUAUGGAACUGGAUGUGUUUGUGGGGAACACAACUAUCAUGGAUAUGGAAGUCUAUCAGCUUUGGUUGGACGGCCUCACAGUGAGUGAUGCAGUGAAGGUGCGGAUGGAUGAGGGGGCAUUAUUGGAGUGUGAGGCGAAUGCAGAGGUGCUGACCAGCGAUACCAUGGACCAGUUUAGAACGUUCCAGAUGUGUGAGCGUCUCUUACACUCCCCCACCAAACUGGGCAGUCAGCUGCUGUAUCAGAUCCCGGCCCAGAACCAGAGAAUUCUCAUUGAAAGGUACUAUGAAUUUGACAGUGUGUUUGCCAGAGAGGUGCUGGGGAAAAAGCUCUCCAAAGGGACCAAAAAAGACCUGGAUGACAUCAGCUGUAAAACAGGGAUCACACUGAAGAACUGCAGGAGACAGUUUGACAAUUUCAAGCGGGUGUUCAAAGUGGUGGAGGAGCUCAAGGGCCCACUAGUGGAGAACAUACAGCGUCACUUCUUGCUCUCCGACACACUGGCAAGGGACUAUGCUGCCAUUGUGUUUUUUGCAAACAGCCGCUUUGAGACAGGAAAGAGGAAGCUACAGUACCUCUCAUUCCAAGACUUUGCCUUCUGUGCAGGCCAGCUCAUCAGUUACUGGACAAUAGGAGCAAUGGAUAGCAUGAUGGAGGAUAUGGAUGUUGACCUGGAGAAAGAGUUUCUGCAUGAACUGAAAGAUCUCAAGGUUUUGGUUAAUGACAAAGACAUGAUGGACCAACAUAAAAUCCUGGUGUGUGCUGCUCUGCGGGGAAAGAUCAAAGUCUACAAGUUGAUGGAGGUUAACUUCAAAAAUCUUUCUAGAGCCCUGAUAAACCUUGCAUCUAAACUUACACAUACCAAAGAUGUCAGAGAUUUAUUCAUCGACCUUGUGGAGAAGUUCAUAGAGCCAUGUCGAUAUGAUAGAUGGACAGUGGCAGAGAUCACACUCUUCCUCACUCACUACACCAAUGCCGCUCACUGUCUUGGCACGUUCAGGCACCAGAGGAUUUGGGACAGAUACAUGGGCGUCAUCAAAAGCUGUAUCCUCCAAAUGUACCAUGAAUAGGUAGAUCCCUGGUCUGGACCUCCUCUCCUGAUUUGAGCUGUAUCACAGGAGGCUGCUGAGGGGAGGAUGGCUCAUAAUAAUGGCUGGAAUGGAAUGUUAUCAAACACGUGGAAACCAUUUAUUUGAUGUGUUCAAUACCAUUCCAUUUAUUCCGUUCCAGCAAUUACUAAUAGCCUAUCCUCCCCAAUUAAGGUUCCACCGGCCGCCUGUGAUCUGUAUUGAUCUUACUGUGAAUCUGUCUUCCCUUUGGCAUUUUUUCGUAACUACCUCAGCCCAGUGCAGUCCACUUCUCCACCUCUGCCUGAUCAAAAUGAACUAUCUGUCUCCAUCUCCUUCUAUCUCUUCAGUCAGUCCCCCUGUAAAUAUACUGACUGAACUGAAUACUUUUCUGAUGUGUAAAUUGUGACUUAA
Molecule: messenger RNA, 1968 nt
Organism: Salvelinus namaycush (lake trout)
Lineage: Eukaryota; Metazoa; Chordata; Actinopteri; Salmoniformes; Salmonidae
Product: acidic fibroblast growth factor intracellular-binding protein B-like
Exons: 10
Coding region: 484-1557 (357 amino acids)
Biological process (GO): platelet aggregation
Cellular component (GO): nucleus
Molecular function (GO): fibroblast growth factor binding
Source: RefSeq, a predicted model, not a curated record